AAAUCACCCAUGGCAGCCGCAGUCACAACAACAGCAGCAGCAUCCCUUUUAUAUCUUCGGGCGUCCCCCUGCUCAGCAACAGCAUCAGCAGCCACAGCAACAACAACAGCAACAACAACAACAGCAAUUUCAGCAACAGCAACAGCAACAGCAGGAACAGCAACAACCUCAACAACCGGGUAUUAUAUUUCAACCGCCAAACUUACUUAACAGUACACAGAUCAAGACAACCA
This is a messenger RNA of Closterium sp. NIES-67, 233 nucleotides long. NCBI's taxonomy places the organism in Eukaryota, Viridiplantae, Streptophyta, Zygnematophyceae, Desmidiales, Closteriaceae. The record is from the annotation of a GenBank genome assembly.